Messenger RNA from Zootermopsis nevadensis, 2046 nucleotides. RefSeq lists its product as uncharacterized. The record is from RefSeq and is a predicted model, not a curated record. Gene Ontology annotation, cellular component: extracellular matrix. Lineage: Eukaryota; Metazoa; Arthropoda; Insecta; Blattodea; Termopsidae.
AUAAGAAGCAAUGCAAACACACAUUCAUGCAGUUGUGUGCCUUUAGUGUUGGACAGCGAAAGCCACUGAGGAGCCUGAGGAUACAACACGAAUCGAAUUUAACAGCAUGGCGUUCUUCAAGAGUGUGGUACUCAUGCUGGGGGUGUUCGCUACAGCAGGCGUCGUGAACUCUGCGCCGCAGACCGGUCCAGCCAACACGUACCUUCCCCCAGAUCAGGGUUACCAGUACAACAGGCCGAGCGUUCCGUUCCCGUCACCAGUACCAGUACCAGGACCCUCAGGACCUCCACCCUCUUUCCAUAGACCGUCUCCCGGCACAUUCAGGCCCUCACCAACACCAACUUAUGGUCCUCCACAAACUGGACCUCAGGGACCUCCACGACCGCCUCCAACAUUCGGUGGCGGCCAGAAUCUGGGCGACGAACAUCUUCAUGAUCAUCACGUACCUGGCAUGCCUUACGAUUUCAACUACGCCGUUAAGGACGAUUAUUAUGGAACAGAUUACUCGCAUAACGCCAUUAGCGACGGAGAUGUUGUGAAGGGCGAAUACCGAGUUCUACUGCCAGAUGGGCGUCUGCAGAUUGUGCGGUAUACCGCCGACUGGAAGACUGGAUUCCAUGCCGAUGUCUCGUAUGAGGGCCAGGCUUCCUAUCCCGAUACUAAUCGUCCAGCAUACAAUUACCCUGGACCCAGCAGUAGCAUCGGUGGGAGUGGUCCGUCAGCUACGUACGGCCCACCUGGGACAUCCAGCCCAGGCUAUUAGAUCCAACGCUUUCUGCAUCAUUCAUUCAGCAACAACAACGUCAUGGUUUUGUUCGCUACACCCACACUUCAUUAAAUUGCCUAAGACAUAAUUUAAACGUAGAUGUUUUGUUCUCAUUUCGACUGACUCGGAUUCUGACUGUCAGUGGAAAAACUGAGGUGAUUUAUACGACAUGGUCUGAUACUAGCCCCUAACAUGACUAAUGGUACCAAUAUGUAUUCAUCUUGGAAACAGAAUUCUGAGAUGAUUUACUUACUCCAAAACAUCCCCAAGUUGUUCUACAUUAUUUAAAUUAAAUAAUUUGAUUCGCUAUAUUUAUUUUGUGUGGUACAAAAAUCAAAAUAUUAAUAUGGAUCAUGUCUCUAAAAAGUACCAUUACUUACCAACAAUACGUCUCUCACAAACGAUGUUCAGUUGUCUUCGAUGAGUAUGUUAAAGGCGACAUUUUAAUUUUGUAUUUCUACCUCUUUGAAGUAUAGAUAAACUUUACAAAGGGCCGAUGGCUAAAGUUUCUUAAGGAUUUUAUCACCGCUAACUUGUUAACAGUUCCUCCACUUGAACGAAGGUCUUCAGUUUGUAAAAUUAAACCUGUUGCCAUCGUCUUCUUACUUAGAUAACGGAUAUAUUUAACGACCACGUUAUUCCAACGCUUAUAAAUUGACAUUUUGGUCUUCACGGAAGUUUUAGUGUGAUUCUGUUAGUACAACUUUAAGGCAGCAUGAUAUCGAUUUUAAUGUGUUAUUAAAUAUGUAUUCUUCCUACAUUCUACAAAUGCCAGAUUCUUACUAACGUAAUACAUAAGAAUAAAACCUAAUUACCAUAUAAACUUGAAACACAGAGAGGUAUGCGUAGUAUCAUGUAUGCACUAACACGAAUACUCCAAUCAGUAUUCAGAAAUUAUUUGAAAUAUAGGCUUAGAAAACUGACGUAUUCAUUUUAUAUUACAAUUAAUGGUAUCAUGCAACCUUGAUAAAUCUAAAGUCUUCCGGGAGACGUCAUACAUGUAUAAUUAAUAAGUAUAUAUUUUGUGUCAAAUAAAACAAAAAAAUUCCCUACGGAUUUAUCAUCAAAGUGGGAGUGAAACUGUAUCCGGCAGAUGUCAUGCACAUCGACUAGAAUGCCUUUCUAUAUCGUUGUACAGUAUGAGUGUGACUAUUUUUGUAUGUGUGUUUAGUAUUAUUAUACAAAUGUAAUUUCUGUUGUAAACUCAAAAUAUACCUUCGACACUUCAAGCAAAUAAAAAGUGUAAACUAAAAUUGUUUUACACAUAACCACCCGCUUAA